AUGAAGGCUAACUUCCUGGCACUCGGUCUCUUCGGCCUGGCUGGCACCUCGGCCGUCCUUCCUCAUGACUACCCCAAGGAGUACAAGGAUUACCCAGCUACUACGAAGGAGUAUAAGCCAUACCCCACGAAGUCUUAUGAGCCUGAGCCCUACCCUGCUAAGGACGACUACAAGAUCUGCAUCAAUCAAAGAAGAAUUACAUACAGUAUACAGCUGUGUGUCGUCAUCGACGAAAGGGUCGCACCACUUAUUCCUGAUGGCGUAGUCGUUAAAGGGGCAGUCGGCGGGAGCCUCGACAACAUCACCGGUUACGUCGCACUUCUCAUCGACGCGGAGGUUGAAGAGCUUAGGGCUCUUCGACUUGGGCUUCCAGGAGCUGUUACCACCCUUGGUCUUUCUGUCAGCAAGGACCCUCCUCAGGUUUACAUUGAUGGAAUCACCGGUGCUCCCAGGUACACCAAGAUUGGCUGGCUCCAAUCUAACGCCAUUGCCAUCAACUUCUACCACACCGGUAACAACCCUCUUGGUCUCGUUGACCCUAGCCCAUCCUACCUCAGCUGGCCUAGCACUCAGGGCUCCAGCUUCUUCGGUAGCCCCUGGGUUCUCUGCCCUCUCGGAACACCCAGCAGUACCAGGUCUUCAUCAACAGCGAGAACUUCGCCCGCUGGUAUUGUCAAGGACCCUGGCUCUUGCGUCUCCCGCAACCUUGCCGCUGUCAACGCCAAUCCCUGGAAGCAGGAGAGCCCUGCUCCCUCCUAUCCUCUUGCCCCUGGUGGCUACCCUGGCUACUCUGGCGUCUCCGCUGGGGAUUACUACUCGAGUUGUAUUUUAGGUCAAAUUGAAUGUGAGUGCGGUUCUAUAGACAGCCAAUCUGAGUUCUGCUGCGUUAGGCAGGUCCCUGUGCAUCUCACUACCUCACCUUCACCUUCACUUCGCGCCUGCCAGGAUAUUGUUUUCCAUCGCGUCACGUUCCAUUUGCGAGGCAACAGCGCGCGGCCCCGCGCCUUCCUGUGCUGCUUCACCUGGCCCACACCACGACCUGCGCCCUCAUGUACCCCUCCCACGCACCUUCCUCUCGCUACCUUCGAAUACAAAAAUCGUUUCGACAUGUUUGGAAUCGGACCUAUGCUACCGGUCAUAACGGCCGCAGAAAACGUCGAGCGCUCCGCAAAGAAGGUACGAAAGCGCAAGAAUAAGCACGGCCCAGGCGCAGGAAGCCACGAGCUCACCGUAAUGAGACGACCCUCAACAAUCAAGACAGAGAGUACUCUCAUCGAAAGCAGCGAUGAGUAUGCAGUCAAAGAACCUGGUAUUGCAGCACAUCAUCAGCGUGACCUGUCCCUCAUUGUCGACUUUGACUUCGAGCGUGCGGCAAGGCAGCUCAAGGAUGGAGCGAUCUCAGAUCUUGACCUUGCUCUUUUCGCAUUCUGGAUCAAGGCGAAGAAUGAGAACUACCUUCUGGCUAAGGAGCUGGUUCGAGAGUUAGCACUCGAUCAGGGAUACAACAUCGACAAAAUCACCAACCUGGGUGUGCGCAAACUGCUUCAGGAAGUACAUGAUGUUCGUCCAAGGUUUGUAGCCGAAAAUAGUCCUUCACCCAAAUUGGCUGCGACAGAUAGCUCACGUUACGACCGACAAAAGAGCCUUACAAAUGUUCUGACGCCGGUCACGACGCGUGGUAAAGUCUGGUUUGCGGCAAUUGGCGGAACUGCGAAGAUAAGGUCUAACAAAUUGAACCCCAGGGAUCCACGACAUGCCUCAACAUGGGAAAGUCCAUUCCACAACCAGACACGGACUUCAGAUAUGGGAACGAGCGGCAGUAGGCGAGCAGUUACUUCACCACUGACUGCUCGGAUCGAUACUCUUCCUCCUUCACUACGGCUCAAGCGAGAACUUGCUGUACAAGAGGCCUCUAGACCUACUAUGGCUUCAAGCGAUACUGCGGACUAUCCGCCGAACAGUGAGUAUGUUCGAACAAAGAACGAGAAGCAGGGACUGAUCCUCAUAGCACCGGACCGUCCAGCGCCACUCAGUGUGAAGUUGCGCGGCUCCCAAAUCAGCAACGCUACGCCUAUGCCUAACACCAUUCUGCGCUCAGUAUCCACGCCUAUUCGUAUCCAACUCAAGGGAGAUUUGGCACCGCUCCCUCAAGUGACCGCCAGUGUCAUGGCUAGAGACACCGAUACUCUGUCUCUUCUCUCUUCAUCUACCACUAAGAAUUUGCACAGAAGCACGGGCGACGUUUUUGGCGCUGUACAGGACAAGAACCAAGAUUGCAGCAACCCCUUCACUGACAGACUGAACAACAGCGAAGACAAACGCCACGGUACCAAUGAACGGUACAUGCAUAACGAUGCUGGUGCUCAUCAUCUUCUAGGCCCCUACCAGCUCGACGCUUCUGAUAUUGCAUCAGAGUCCAGCUACGGAACUUUCGGAAGCCUUGUGCGGAAGGGCAAGGGCCGGGCAAGCACAUGCGUAUCUUACAACGGCGGUAUCAUGGGGGAUGAUUCUUUUGAUGCCCUCGAGUCUUACAUCGGCACCGAAGGCGAGGACGACUGCUCACUACUCGAGUCAGCUUCAACCAUCAGUGAGCAGGAAGCACAGACGCAGUAUCAGUUCGCCGUUCAGGCUCCUCCUUCGCAACCUAUCAUCACCGGACCAGUGCCCACAUCUUCAGAACGCUGUGCCACUGCUCAGGCUCGUCGCAAGUCUCAAGUCCCCAACCCUGUCUCUCCAGCGAUCAACUUCCACCGACCACUACCCUUGCGAAGCUACGAAAGUGAAGCAACCAUGUUCCCUACCGUUGGUGCUCAGGCAAACUCAGGUCGCAACCGAGCGAAGUCCGUGACCAGCAUCAUCGCAAGCAAACGGCCCGCGAUGGAGACUAUGCCACUUCCACCUUUACCAAGGUCAAGCCAGGCAUACGACAGCCCUGGUCACAGAGGCCAGGAGAACUACAAGAGGGAUGACUCACAUACCAAGAUCUCAGAACAGGUGGACCAGUACGUGGCCUCAGUCUCACAGCGUUCCUCAAAUGCAUCGACACUGGCAGCAUUCCCAAUCCCACCGAUGGGCAACCCAGUGGGCGAGCUCCCCAUGCUCGUCUCUCGCGCUACCUCAUCACCUCAGGCUCUACACACCACACCAUCGCAGCACCCCGCAGCAGCAGCUUCGCUCGAGGGCACCUACCGUGCCAUUACCAAAGUGAACAUGAUCGCUGUGCUCCAGCGUACUCGAGCCCGAGGCGAGCAACUUCAGGUCAUUGAGUGGGACAAGCUUACCAGCUUUGAGCGAGCCUGGCGCGAGAUGAACGAGGUCUUGCUGGUGACUAUUUACGGAAAGAAAGACAUUCUCCUGGACGAUACUGAUGUGGCCUAUAUAGAUUGUGUGGCAAGGGAGCUUCGCAAUGACUCGACAGAUUUCGUGUUCAUGGAUUGGGUUCGUCGUAUCUUCGAGAACGGCAUCUAG
Molecule: messenger RNA, 3468 nt
Organism: Macroventuria anomochaeta
Lineage: Eukaryota; Fungi; Ascomycota; Dothideomycetes; Pleosporales; Didymellaceae
Exons: 6
Coding region: 1-3468 (1155 amino acids)
Source: RefSeq, a predicted model, not a curated record